Molecule: messenger RNA, 1038 nt
Organism: Colletotrichum spaethianum
Lineage: Eukaryota; Fungi; Ascomycota; Sordariomycetes; Glomerellales; Glomerellaceae
Product: mitochondrial dicarboxylate carrier
Exons: 3
Coding region: 1-1038 (345 amino acids)
Biological process (GO): succinate transmembrane transport; phosphate ion transmembrane transport; thiosulfate transport
Molecular function (GO): sulfate transmembrane transporter activity; malate transmembrane transporter activity; antiporter activity
Source: RefSeq, a predicted model, not a curated record
AUGCAGUCCGCCGCCGCCGCCAACAUGAUUGCUAGCAAACCGGCCGACGAUACGCCGUCAGUCCCGUCGCCGUCGUCGCCGUUGAAGAUGGGGCAGAUUGAGGAGCAGGAGAAGCCGCAACCGCAGCUGAAGCAGACGGCGACAGCGGCGUCAACGACCAAGAAGACGACGGAGCCGUCAUUAAGAUACCCCUUUUGGUUCGGAGGCAGCGCCAGUAGUAUGGCCGCCUGCGUCCGCCUGCAGGUCCGCCGCCCGGACGCGCCGAAGAACAUGAGCGGCACCUUUGCCCACAUCAUCCGCAACCACGGCGUGACCGGCCUUUACAACGGCCUCUCGGCCUCCCUGCUCCGGCAGAUGACGUACUCGACCGUCCGCUUCGGCGCCUACGAGGAGAUGAAGAUCCGCGCGACCCGCGCCAACGACGGCAAGGCGCCGUCCUUCCCCGUCCUCGUCGCCAUGGCCUCGGCCUCGGGCUUCGUCGGCGGCAUCUCGGGAAACGCCGCCGACGUGCUCAACGUGCGCAUGCAGCAGGACGCCGCCCUCCCCGCCGCUGAGCGCCGCAACUACAGCCACGCGCUCGAGGGCAUGCUGCGCAUGGCGCGCGAGGAGGGCAUUAUGAGCUGGUUCCGCGGCGUGCUGCCUAACAGCAUGCGCGCCGCCGCCAUGACGGCCUCGCAGCUGGCGUCGUACGAUACCUUCAAGGGCAUGCUCAUCCGCCACACCCCCAUGGGCGACAACCUCACGACGCACUUCACCGCAUCCUUCCUCGCGGGCGUCAUGGCCGCGACCGUGACGAGCCCCAUCGACGUGAUCAAGACGCGCGUCAUGUCGGCGAGCACCCAGGAGGGCCUGGCGCACACGCUGACCAAGAUCUACAAGGCCGAGGGCCUGGGCUGGAUGUUCAAGGGCUGGGUGCCUAGCUUCCUCCGCCUUGGACCUCAAACCAUCUGUACGUUUGUCUUCCUAGAAAUGCACCGCAAGAUCUAUAGAAAGGUCGCCGACAUCGGCGGCAGCGAGGAGGCGUCCAUCAAGGGGUGA